Messenger RNA from Boeremia exigua, 1689 nucleotides. Its product is annotated as putative cytochrome P450. Lineage: Eukaryota; Fungi; Ascomycota; Dothideomycetes; Pleosporales; Didymellaceae. The coding region runs from base 1 to 1689 and encodes 562 amino acids. The transcript has a single exon. Gene Ontology annotation, molecular function: iron ion binding; oxidoreductase activity, acting on paired donors, with incorporation or reduction of molecular oxygen; heme binding. The record is from RefSeq and is a predicted model, not a curated record.
AUGAUAUCCUUCUUCGCCGCCUUUUCUCUCCUCCCCCUUCUCCUUCUUGGUGUCCGCAUCAGUAGGUGGAUUCACAAAUAUAUACAAGCGCGCAGUUAUGGUCUACCCAUUGUCCUCCUACCGGUCUCAUUCAAUGAACCGCUAUGGAUGAUAUUCCGGCCGCUCUUCGCCUGGGUUGAGUACCUUCCCCUCGGCCUCGGAAAUUGGUAUCUAUACACGAAUAUGGGCUGGCCGAUCGAGGAUGGGUCUCGCUCGUUGCAUUUGUAUGGCGAGAACUUCGUUCUCUGCUCCCCUGUGGAUAACAUCAUCGUGACUGGCGAGCCAGCUGUGAUCAACAAGGUCUGGCAAGAGACAAAAGAUAUUUGGCGCGUACCAGAAAGUCAGAAUCGGCUGUUUUCCUUCUUCGGUGAGAACCUGACGAGCACGCAAGGCGAGGACUGGAAGCGCCAUAGGAAAAUCACCAUACAGGCCUUCAGCGAGCGCACAAUGGCUGGCGUGUGGCUAGAGUCGAAGCGUCAAACUAAGGUGUUGAAAGCUGUGCUGGAAAAGGAGCAAGAGAGGAGCCUGGGAAGUGUCAGGAGUAGCUUUGAUCUUUUGGCGAUGCAGGUUGUCACUAUCAUUGCCUUUGGUCAGGAGAACGAGCACACUACUGUGCCAAAAGGGCACAAGAUGAGUCUCGUGGACAGCAUGAGUUUCAUACUCAAACACAUCCUGCUCACUGUGGUAUUUAAUUCGCUCAGUGCGCCCGACUUCUUGCUACCCGGCGUGCUGAGGAGCUUAAAGGCCUCAGUUGCAGAGGUCAGGCUGUACAUGGAAGAGCUGGUCCUCGCCCACAUGCAAAAAUCCUCCGACACCAAACCUACAGCCGCCGGAACCCGCCCAACGACUCUCCUCGCAGCUAUCGUCAACGCCAACGAAGUUGAGAAGCGCGGCGGCAUCGAAGGCAAACCGCGCGGCUACCUCACAAACUCCGAGCUGUACGGCAACAUCUUCAUCUUCAACCUCGGCGGCUACGAAACCAUAUCCGCAACCCUCACCUUUGCACUACCCUUCCUCGCACUCCACCCCGAAGUCCAAUCCUGGGUCACCGAAGAAAUAGAUUUGUACAACAGCCGCGCCAGCGACGACGACACGGACGCCAACUACAACGCCGUCUACCCGCACCUCGUCCGCACCCGCGCCCUCAUGCACGAGACCCUGCGCUUCGCCUCUCCCGCGCCGCUGUUAGUCAAAACGGCAACCGUCCCCGUGCAAAUCGACCUCACCACGUCGUCCGGCCCGCGCACUAUCACCGUGAAACCAGGCACCCUGAUGGGCAUGAACCAGUACAGUGGGCACCUAUCUGCGCGCUGGGGCGCUGAUGCCGAGGUGUUCAAUCCCAAGCGCUUCAUUGUCAUUGAUGAGAAAGGCGAGGAGAAGUUUCAGAUGCCCGAGGGCGUGGCGUUUACGUCGUGGUUGAUUGGGCCGCGGACAUGUCCCGCGAAGAAGUUCAGUCAGGUCGAGUUUGCUGGGACCAUGGCUGAGCUGCUUCGAGACUGGAAGGUGGAGGUUGUAAGUAAGGGUGCGGAAAGCGAGGGAGAGGCGCGUCGACGGGUUGAAGCACUGGUGUUGGAUGAAAAAUAUUUCAACGUCAGUGCUCACUUGAGAAGGCCGGAGGCGGCGGGUAUGAGGUUUGUGAGAAGGUUGUGA